ACCACCUACAAUCUAGACAGAUGCAGCAGCAGCAACAUCGAGAGGACGCCGGCGCCACGGCGGCGAAGAGCCAGCAGCAGCACGCCGGCGGCGAAACAACCAGGCUACUGGACAGGAAAGUGAAGGAGCUGGUGGUGGAGAACAAGCGGCUGGUGGAGGUGCCCUACACGGCGUCGCUGGCCGACACGAUGAACACCCUGGUGGCGAACCGGGUGGUGGCGGUCCCCGUGGCGGCGCCGCCGGGCCAGUGGAUCGGGGCGGGCGGGUCGAUGAUCAUGGAGUCCGACAAGCAGACGGGCGUGGCGAGGAAGCACUACAUAGGGAUGGUCACCAUGCUCGACAUCCUGGCCCACAUCGCCGCCGCCGACGACCAGGUGGAUCAGAUGAACGGUGGCGCCGGGGAUGACGAGUCGGCGUCGUUUUCAGAUGAGAAGCUCGGGGCGAAGAUGUCGGCGCCUGUUUCUGCGGUCAUCGGGCACUGCCUCGAAGGGCUUAGUCUGUGGACUCUCAACCCCAGCACCAGCAGCAUCAUGGACUGCAUGGAAGUACUGAGCAAAGGGAUCCACCGUGCCCUUGUCCCCGUGGACAGCCACAUGGCAAACGUGGCCGGCGUGGAGCUGGUGGAGUCGGCCUCGAGCUACAAGAUGCUGACUCAGAUGGACCUGCUCAAGUUCUUCAUGAAGGAGGCUGACAAGAAGUACCCACAUGACCACAGCGAGCUGCAGCGCACCAUGGCUCGAACCUUGGCCGAACUGGGAGCCGUCAACGAGAACGUCUACGCCAUCACCGGCCGCACCAGGGUCAUCGACGCCAUCAAGUGCAUGAAGGCGGCGCUGCUGAACGCCGUCCCCAUCGUCGUCGCCUGCAACUCCAUCGAAGACGACUCCAAGCAGCUUAUAAACGGGAAAGGAAGGAAGCUGAUAGGGACGUUCUCGUCGACCGACCUGAGAGGGUGGCACUUCGCGACGCUGCAGACCUGGCUGCCGUUGACCGCUCUGGAGUUCACGGAGACGGUGGUCUCGUCACCGCUUCAUGCUGUUUCUCCCGACUCCCCGACCACGGAGUCGAGGGAACUCGUUACCGCAACUGCCGGUUCCAGUCUCCUGGAGGUGAUCCAGAAGGCCGUUACCAAACACGUGCACAGGGUGUGGGUGGUGGACUCGGAAGGUCUUCUGACGGGAGUGGUUUCGUUGACCGAUAUCGUCAAGGCGCUGAGGGUGUCUUUGCUUGGGAAUGAAGCUGUCUAGCUAGGAUAUGUGUUUGCCUUGCCUGUGCUUUUUCAGUUGGCUCGGGGCUGAGGUUUUGUUGAACUUUGGCAUGGAUGAAUGUGUGUUUAUAUACUUGGGUUUUCUGUUAAUUAAGGAUUUUGGUAGGUCCGAGCCGAGACUAAUACAUUUUCACGGUGUUUGUAAUAUAGAGCUCACUGGUAUAUACUAUGAAAGGUUUUGUGCAAGGUGUUUUGUGG
Molecule: messenger RNA, 1465 nt
Organism: Linum tenue
Lineage: Eukaryota; Viridiplantae; Streptophyta; Magnoliopsida; Malpighiales; Linaceae
Source: the annotation of a GenBank genome assembly